AUGGCAAUUUCGUCGCAGCCUGAUAUCUCCGGCGAACGUCAAUCAGGCCAAGAUGUUCGAACUCAAAAUGUUGUAGCUUGUCAAGCUAUUGCGAACAUUGUGAAGUCUUCGCUUGGCCCUGUUGGCCUCGACAAGAUGCUCGUCGAUGAUAUUGGUGACGUGACAAUUACUAAUGAUGGUGCGACGAUAUUGAAAAUGCUGGAGGUUGAACAUCCUGCUGCCAAGGUUCUUGUUGAGCUGGCAGAAUUACAAGACCGAGAAGUGGGAGAUGGCACAACAUCUGUGGUCAUCAUAGCUGCAGAAUUGCUGAAGAGAGCUAAUGAUUUAGUGAGAAACAAGAUUCAUCCAACAUCGAUAAUCAGUGGUUACAGGCUUGCUAUGAGGGAAGCAUGCAAAUAUGUUGAUGAGAAAUUGGCUGUAAAGGUUGAAAAGCUUGGCAAAGAUUCACUGGUGAACAGUGCCAAGACCAGCAUGUCCUCAAAGUUGAUAGGUGGUGACAGUGACUUCUUCGCAAAUCUGGUUGUUGAAGCUGUACAGUCAGUAAAAAUGACAAAUGCAAGAGGCGAAGUUCGGUAUCCAAUCAAGGGAAUCAAUAUUCUUAAAGCCCAUGGGCAAAGUGCCAGAGAUAGCUAUCUACUCAAAGGGUAUGCUCUGAAUACAGGGCGUGCUGCACAGGGAAUGCCCUUGAGGGUUGCCCCUGCUAGAAUUGCUUGCCUUGAUUUUAAUCUUCAGAAGACUAAAAUGCAAAUGGGAGUCCAAGUCUUAGUCAAUGACCCCCGGGAGUUGGAAAAGAUCCGUCAGAGAGAAGCUGACAUGACAAAAGAACGUAUUGAGAAGCUUCUAAAGGCAGGAGCAAAUGUGGUCUUAACCACUAAAGGAAUUGAUGACAUGGCAUUAAAGUACUUUGUGGAAGCUGGUGCCAUAGCUGUUAGACGAGUUCGCAAGGAAGACCUACGCCAUGUUGCCAAGGCAACUGGUGCUACAGCGAUCUCUACUUUUGCUGAUAUGGAAGGGGAGGAAACAUUUGAUUCAUCACUUCUAGGAUAUGCUGAGGAAGUAGUGGAAGAACGUAUUGCCGAUGAUGAUGUGAUUUUAAUAAAAGGGACCAAAACCUCAAGCGCGGUUUCAUUAAUACUAAGAGGUGCCAACGAUUACAUGCUAGAUGAGAUGGACAGGGCUUUGCAUGAUGCCCUUUGCAUUGUUAAGAGAACUCUGGAGUCUAACACAGUUGUUGCUGGUGGAGGUGCUGUCGAGGCUGCCUUAUCCGUGUAUCUGGAAAAUUUGGCUACUACCUUGGGAUCCAGAGAGCAACUGGCAAUUGCAGAAUUUGCUGAAUCUUUAUUAAUAAUACCCAAGGUCCCCCGACUUUCGUUACUCUAG
This is a messenger RNA of Striga hermonthica, 1380 nucleotides long. NCBI's taxonomy places the organism in Eukaryota, Viridiplantae, Streptophyta, Magnoliopsida, Lamiales, Orobanchaceae. The record is from the annotation of a GenBank genome assembly.